Thecamonas trahens ATCC 50062 is the source of this 932-nucleotide messenger RNA. Its product is annotated as NAD-dependent epimerase/dehydratase. The record is from RefSeq and is a predicted model, not a curated record. Lineage: Eukaryota; Apusomonadida; Apusomonadidae. The transcript is spliced from 3 exons. Bases 4 to 894 code for a protein of 296 amino acids.
CCGAUGCGGGUCUUGGUGCUCGGAGCGACGGGCUUUGUCGGCUCAGCCGUUGCCCGUGCCUUUGUAGUUGCCGGCUACCAAGUAUUCGGUACCUGCCGCACAGAAGGAAAGGCUGCUGCCCUCCGCCGUAAUGAAAUCACUCCGGUGAUGUGCGACCUCGCCAAGGCUGAGAGCUACGCAGAGGCGCUGGAGGACGUUGGCGUCAUUGUGCACUGCGCACUUGAUGCCACCGCCCCGCAGAAGACCGAUGCUAUCGUGGUUGAUGCCAUCAAUGCGGCGUGCAGGGCAGAGCCUGGGAAGACUGUCAUCAUGCUCUCGUCCAUCUGGAUGUACGGCGAGCAGCGCCGGGUCAUUGACGAGGCGACGGCCGACAACCCGCCCAAGCUCAUCCGCUGGCGGUCGAGCCAUGAGGAGUCUGUCCUCCGCAACGAAUGCGUCGCUUCGGGCUUUGUACUCCGCUGCGGCGUGGCCUACGGCCGCCAGGGUUCGCUGCUCUCAGUUUACGCCGGGCAGGCUGCAACCCACGGCUCGAUCCGGUUCCCCGGUGACGGCGCCAAUCACAUGCCGAUGGUCCAUGUCGAUGACAUUGCGCGCGCCUGUCUGGCCGCCUGCGAGUCAAACCUCCUCGGCCCUAACGUGUUUGUUGUCUCGGCCUCGAACGUCAUGGUCGCCGAGCUCAUGCACGAGCUCGCCACCGCCUGCGAGCUCGAUUCGAUGGACAACGUCGCGUACACGGGCAAGCCCCAUAACAUCGACCUUUUCGGUCGCUGCCUGGUCAUGGACCAGAAGGCCGACGCCUCGUUCACCCGCUUGAAGCUGGGUUGGACCCCGCUGCACCGUCCGUUUUGCGACGAUGCCGCCCGCUACGUCGAAGCCAUGCGCGAGUUCUUGUAGAAUCUUGCACCUGAUGAAACACCUCCUCAACUCCUUUA